CAAAUACUAAGCAGGCUCCAGGUCGUCCUUCCUAUUCCUUAGCCGCGAGCACGAAGGCUCGGACCUCAUUUCUGAUCUUGUAUCAAACCUCUCUCCUUGCCGUCUACAGUCAGCCUUUGCGUGAAGGCACAGGUGACCGAGCAAACAUGGGGUCGAUUGAGGGAGUCAACAGUGCCAUACAGCUGCCUGUCAUCGACAUCUCGGAAUUUACAAUUGAGGUUGGAAAGCGAGUAUUGGACGCCGCGACCAAAUUCGGCUUCCUCUACGUCGACACCAAUGGCACAGGCUUCACGGAGAGUAUGGUGGAUCGCGAAUUCGAAUUCUCGCGGCAGUUUUUCGCCCUGCCUGAAGAAGAGAAAGAGCCUUGUCGCAUCGACAGUACGAAUCGGGGCUGGACAGGAAUGCACGACGAGAUCCUUGAUCCUAGGACACAGCGCAAAGGCGACUUCAAGCAAGCAUUCAAUAUGGGGGAGUUCCUGAAUGGAAAGCCGCAACAACCCAUGCCCAAACUCCUCAAGAGCCAUCUUGAUGAGCUGGCCGAGUUCGAGAGGACGUGCAAGCAGGUCUGCGACCGAGUGCUUGAUCUUCUCGGGCUGGGACUCGAAGUUGAAGAGCCCAACUUUUUUUCAUCACGGCACACCCAACCCAGCGGGUGCAUUGUCCGCCUCCUGCACUAUCCUGCCAUCCCUGCCGACGUGGACUAUCAACCAGAUGUCGAUGUCAGAGCUGGCGCCCACUCCGACUACGGAAGCAUCACCUUGCUGUUUCAGCGACCCUCACAGCCUGGCCUCCAGAUCCGAACCCCGGAGGACACGUGGGCUCCUGUUCCGGUUAUCCCUGACGGAUAUCACUCAACCACAUUCCCGCCUAUCCUCGUCAACAUUGCUGAUUUGCUGUCUUAUUGGACCAAUGGAAUCUUGAAAAGCACAGUACACCGAGUCAUCUUCCCCAAGGAAGCACGAAGAGGAGGGGAGGACCGGUACUCAAUAGCGUAUUUCUCACAUCCAGGGAACGACGUCGAGUUAACACCGGUGCCGAGUAAAAUGGUAGCGCAGCACAAGCUGGACGAAAACCAGAAGGUGGGAUAUGGAGGAGGAGCUACGAGCAAGCGAGCCAUGACCGCGAAGGACCAUCUCUUGUCUAGGCUGGACGCGACGUAUGGUUUCAGAGGCGCACAGACCAAGGAGGUUGACAGCACUGCUUAGGGUGGAAAAUUCGUCUCUUUCUCUUUCCAUGGCCGGGCAAUUAUCGCUUGUUGGUGGGUGGAUGUAGUCAAGUACUUGAAAGCAUGGACCAGGCCACAGCCAACUUUGAUACAGCCUCACGCCUCCGCGGCUACGGCUAUCCACC
Molecule: messenger RNA, 1350 nt
Organism: Cladophialophora immunda
Lineage: Eukaryota; Fungi; Ascomycota; Eurotiomycetes; Chaetothyriales; Herpotrichiellaceae
Exons: 1
Coding region: 147-1205 (352 amino acids)
Molecular function (GO): dioxygenase activity
Source: RefSeq, a predicted model, not a curated record